AAGAUCCUGGAGGAACAUUUUUCAAUUUCUCUCCCACUUUUUUAUUUUUCUCUUUACCUCUGCUUGUCAUAGAGACAUGGCAGGAUACACAGCCUCGAUAAGCGGCCACAGACCCUUGUUACCGCCAUGCCCAAGAAAGGGAACCGAAAACGGCUGAAAUUUCGGGCCGGGGACGUCUGCUCGGAGUCAGUGACAGUUGCUGAUUUCGCCAAUGCCGACCCAGCCGUAGUGAAGUCAGGGAGGGUAAAAAAGGCAGUUGCCAAUGCAAUUGAAAAAGAAGUGAAGAUGUUGUGUGGGCUAGAGGGGUCGCAGGGUUCCGUACAGGAGGUGUUCUCGUCAGCGUCCACCCUCACCGGAGACACCCUGGAGAGUAGCGACGACCUCGGGGAGGAUGGAGAGAACGAGGCCAAACAGGCCCGCAAGAAGAAAAACAAGAGGAGGAAAGAGUGCAGUGAUGGGGAGGACUACACAGUGGAUAUCUGGCUGGUGCUGGCUUCCUAUAUCCGUCCAGAGGAUGUGUGUACAUUUGCUCUCAUCUGCAGAAACGCCUGGACCGUCACCUGCACUGCUGCCUUCUGGACCAGACUAUACAGGAGACACUACAGUCUGGAUACUCACCUGCCGUUCCGUCUGCAGCCAGACUCCAUAGCCAGGAAGCGUUGUCUACGGGCUCGCGUGAUUCGCUCCCUCUUCCACCUGUAUGAGCCAUUCAGCUCACGUGUCUCCCUGAACCCUGCCCUCCCAGAGUCCACGCCCACCACGCUACUCAACUCCAAGUGUCUGCUGUUCUGGGUCAAUAAGGUUGUGGGUACUCGACCUGAUCCUAUGUGGGAGUUCAACUUCAAGUUUGUGAAGCCGGCGGUGAGGUGUAAGGGUGGUAAUGCCACCCGCGGUCUGCUGUUGCCCCGUCAGUAUGAGGAUGUCAAUGCUAACCCAGACUCAGACUGCUACUUGCUGCAGGUCACCACCCUGAACUUCAUCUUUACCUCCGUGGUCAUGGGGAUGACCCUCGCCCUGUUCAACAUCAACGUGAGCACGGACAUGCGUCACCACCGAGUGCGCCUGGUAUUCCAGGACUCUCCCCCCCAGCGGGGGAGGAGGGGGGAGCAGGGGGGGACACAGGUGGUGCUGGAUCCUGUACACAGCGUGAGACUCAUGGACUGGUGGCAUCCGCAGUACCCUUCCUCCCCCUAUAUCUAAAACCCAUGUCUCAUCACGUGUAGAACCCUCUUACUAUCCCACACACACAUUACCCCCUUUACUCCUAAAACCCUGACUGUACCGUCUGCCCGUACACCUAGAACACCCAGUAUCCCCUUACACCAAAAACCAUCCACAUUACCCCCCUUUACUCCUAAAACCCUGACUGUACCGUCUGCCCGUACACCUAGAACACCCAGUAUCCCCUUACACCAAAAACCAUCCACAUUACCCCCCUUUACUCCUAAAACCCUGACUGUACCGUCUGCCCGUACACCUAGAACACCCAGUAUCCCCUUACACCAAAAACCAUCCACAUUACCCCCCUUUACUCCUAAAACCCUGACUGUACCGUCUGCCCGUACACCUAGAACACCCAGUAUCCCCUUACACCAAAAACCAUCCACAUUACCCCCCUUUACUCCUAAAACCCUGACUGUACCGUCUGCCCGUACACCUAGAACACCCAGUAUCCCCUUACACCAAAAACCAUCCACAUUACCCUGCCUCCCUGUACAGCCAGAACCUUGCUUCAGCUCAACCUCCUACAGCCCCAGACACACAACACCUACCUCCUCAGUACCCUGGCUCUCCAGAGACAACCCCUCAAUACCUUCCAAUCCCCCACUUUGCCUACCCUCAGACCACCCUACAAGUUUAUGUUGAACAGAUGCAGAGACAAUGUCAUUGCUUUUAAUAUUUCCUCCUUUCUGUAACUGCUAAAUCUUAGUUUAAGGCCAUUUUUAAACGGGAGACUUUUGAUUUUACAUUUUGGUUUGACUUUAAUUCUAGGGUCCAAAAUUAUGAUUUUCUGCUUGUGUAAUUGUAUUUUAUUUGAUACCUGUAAUCAUUGGUACUUUGUAAACCCCUACACCUCCUCAGGAAGGAAGGGGGUCUGAAGGCUGUGAUGGGAGCAGCAUUUUAUUUCCUGCUUAUGUCUGUGUUAGAAUGUUUCUGAUUUGGGUUUAUCAACACAAGGCCAGUCUUGUGUUCUAUAAUGAUCAGGAGAAACAUGCCAAUCUUGCUUAAUUUGUAAGGAGGGCGCUAUUUGAAGAAUCAACAUGUAAUACCCACAGGAGACCGGAUGGCAGCUCUGUUCUACUGUUCACUCAACGUCCAAUCAAAAUGACCUUUAGAACAGUAGUGUUUGAUUUUAGUGUGAAUAUAGAAGUUUGUUAUCGUAUGUAGUAGAAAGCAAAGCUUUUUGUUGAUGAUCAGACCUGAAAUUGCUUUAUUGUAAAUGAAUGUAUAGCCGGUUGACCUUGUGAGGGACGUAUGUAUGUUUGGCUGUGAGAGCCAACCAUUUCAGUCCCCAUGUAAAGCCUGUGGAUGCUGUCUGUGAUUGUUUGGUCAACCUCCUGUACUGAAAUACAACUGGAAAGAACCCCC
Molecule: messenger RNA, 2589 nt
Organism: Salvelinus namaycush (lake trout)
Lineage: Eukaryota; Metazoa; Chordata; Actinopteri; Salmoniformes; Salmonidae
Product: transmembrane protein 183A-like
Exons: 8
Coding region: 127-1200 (357 amino acids)
Biological process (GO): regulation of protein stability
Cellular component (GO): SCF ubiquitin ligase complex
Source: RefSeq, a predicted model, not a curated record